ACACAGAGAAGGAGACAUGGCAGGGGACCUCGUGGUUGGGAUGCUCUAUAACUUAUUACUACCACUGCUCCUGCUGGCUGCUUCUUCGUUCCGCUACAAUGGUCUGUCAGUGGUGUAUUUCCUGUUUCUGCUUGUCUUACCGCUGCUGCCGAACCCCAGCCUGGUCACCAUGAAAGGUAACACAGGGCAGUUCCUGCGGCUUAUCAUCUAUACCAGUUUGAUCUUUCUUACCCUGCAGUGCUUCAUGCAGAUCCCCUUCGCCUACAUCCCUCCUCAUGUUAGCGGAUACUGGGAAGACUUCCUCUACCAUGUGGGCAUCGUAAGAUUCAGCUCGGUGGAUGCAGGGAAUGUUGUGCGUCUUCUAGCUCCAGACGUGGGUCUUGUCUUUUCUUCCUUUUUUGUGCUGAGGCUUUGCAAGAAGCUACUGCGCCCUGUACCCCAAGUCAGUCUCCAUGAAAAUGGAAUACCCCCUUCUGCCCCUGAGGAAGUGGAGACCUCUGAAACUGAGUCUGAGGGAGGAAGUGACACAGAGGACUCGUCAUUUGACAGCUCAGAUGAGACUACGGUGCCGGUUCAGACAGGUCCACCCCAGUUUGUCCAGAAGCUGAUAGUGUUUGCAGCUGGACUGAGGCUGCUGCUGUCAACAAUCAUGAACACAGCAGGGAAAGUGGUGGUCACCUUACUGCUGGGGCUGGCAGGUACACUACAGCAGCUGGUGUGCAUGCAGGUGUAUCACAGUUUUACAGUGUCCAUACAUUUUGUCACUUUGAUUUCCCUCUUUUGCCUUGUCACACUGUGGUGUGUGUGUGUGUGUGUGUGUGGGUGUAUGUGUGCAGGCAUCACACUGCCCUCCCUCACCUCAGGUGUGUAUUUUGGGGCAUUUCUUGGACUAGUAUGGUGGUGGGUGUUCAGCCGCUCCAUUAGCUUGCUCCUCUUUAGCUCCAUGUGUGUGAUGAUGGCCAUCUUCAGCGGGGGACACCUGUUGGCUCUGUACCUCUACCAGCUGCCCCUGUCCCAGCAGCUAGUACCACCAGAAGAUGUCUAUGCCAGACUGUUCGGUAUGACAGGUGUGAUCAGAACCAAUGCUUCAGACCGGCACAGUCUUGGUCUGCACCCACAUGUAAGCUGGCCUGACUUCACCAACCCUUUGGUUCUGCUGCUGCUGUACUACACACUGGUGGCUCUGCUGCACAAAUGGGUCCACAUCACAGAGGAGGUUUGUGUGUGUGAUACUGUUGAUGGUGAGGAAUGUGAGAGUCCAAUAGAAAGUCCAGAUGCUCCUCCAAGCUUUUCCAGGGUCAUCUACAUCUCAGGAGAUAAGCAGGAGCUUUUGAGCAGUACAGAUGAAGAAACCUAUCUCCCUGAUGAGCCAAUGAUCUUAAUGGCAAGCAAUUCCUGGCAAGAUCUCCACAGAAAUGAUGUGGGAUCUCUGUUAGGAGGGACGGGUUACACAAACUGUGUCCUUCCACCACAGUAUGAAGACAAGGACUCGCCAUCACAUGAGACCGAAAGCGAAGAAGACAUAGAGGAGAGGAGUGAGGAGGCUCCACAAAGUCAGACAGAGACCUUGCCUCCCCCCUCAGGUCCAAGCGGUCUAGUCAUCUUUGGACGGCUGGUGCAAAAACACAGCUAUGUCAGCGCCCUUAUCAUCAUGAUGGUGUGGAGUAUCACCUACAACAACUGGCUGACUUUUGCCAUGCUGGUGUGGUCCUGUAUAAUUUGGAUGAUGAGAGACCGACGGCGGUACGCCAUGAUGUCUGCUCCGUUCCUGGCCAUCUACGGCACCGUCCUGGUGGUGCUUGGUUUCCUCAGCGGGCUGCGCCUGAGCCGGGCUGAGCUGUACCCUGGUCUGCCCCCGGCCGUGAUAGUGGACUUCGACCUGAACAGUUACCACCCUGCCCCCUGCGUCCACCUGGGAGCAAAGGUUUUCUACACCUUCAGCUUUUGGUUGAUGUUUCGUCAGCAGCUGAAGGAGAGACAGGAGGAGCAGAGCUUAAAGGCGGAAUCUCUAGAUGAAGUCAAAGUCGAGCCACUGGAGGAGAGUCAGCCAUCACCUCUGGUAGCGAUGCUGAUUUCAGGAGUGAAAGGGACACUGGUGAAAUACUGGAUACUGUUUUGCUGCUCCAUGUUCUUUGUGGUCAGCUUCUCUGGCAAGGUGGUCGUCUACAAGAUCCUCUACAUUGUCCUCUUCCUCUUCUGUGUUGUCCUCUAUCAGAUCCGUUAUGACAUGUGGCGUCGGAUCCUGAAAACGUUCUGGGCAGUGGUGGUCGGUUACUCCAUGGUGGUGUUGAUAGCCAUCUACAUGUACCAGUUCAGAAGUGUGUCGGGGCUGUUCAGACAGAUCAUGGGCAUGUCAGAGGAGGGUCUUCGUGACUUGGGUUUGGAACAAUACCAAACGGUGGAGCUGUUUGCACGUAUUCUGCUUCCUGCUGCGUUUCUAUUGGCCUGUAUCCUCCAGCUGCAUUACUUCAAUGCAGACUUCCUGACUCUCACUGACCUCGAUAAUGUACCUGUCAGACAGGCUUCCAGAGAGGAAGAACUCCGAAGUUCAGUCAAUAUGAUAUCUGACAUCAUUAAAGAAAACAUUGAAAAGCUCCAGAAAAGGCUUGUGAAGGAGCAGAUGGGAACUGCGAAAAGUCAGGAGACUCUGGACAGCAUCGGACUACAAAGCUCCUUGGACAGAGGAGCUGAGGAAAAAGAGGAGACAACAGAAGAGGGAACUGUCCCCAGCAGUCCUGAGGACAAGUGGGUUGUGAUCGUGGACCGGGCGAGCCUGCUUAUCAUUCAUGCUCUGUCAGGACUCUGCAAGUUCCAGGAGCUGAGCUGGAGACUGCUGGAGCUCCACAGCCUCAAAAUUGUUUCCUCCGGCAUCAUUUGGGUGUCACUGCAGGAGGUUUCUCUGAUGAACUCAGUCUUCCUGGUUCUGUGGGUGUUUGCACUCCCGUUCCCACGGUUACGACCUUUGGCAUCCAGCAUCUCUGCUGUGUGGGCCUGCGUCAUGGUGGUGUGCAAGAUGUUUUACCAGCUCAAAGUCAUCAAACCUCUCGAUUACUCCUCCAACUGCACAGCUGGCCUGGUACCUUCCAACAGUUCGAGCAUGGAUGAUGGUGAAGUGGAGCUGAGAGGGAACAUGGUGGAGCUGCUCAGGAGGUCUAUUCUCUACAUUGAGCCUGUAGACCCUGUCUACUGGUGUGGAGCGCUGCGCAAGUGUGAGGGCAGGAUCCUCCCCUGUCUCAGGAAUCAUCUGAUGGUGCUGGGGCUGCUGGCAUUUGAGGUGACAGUCCAUCGCCAUCAGCUCUACUUCCGUCUCCACAAUGAUCUGAAGCUCCCACCGUUUAGCAUCAUCUUCCAGGGCAUCACCAGGCAGCACCUGGAUCAUGGCGUCCUGCCCUGCAUCAAGUACUUCAUCAACUUCUUCUACUACAGAUUUGGACUGGAGAUCAGUUUAAUUGUGGCUGUCAACGUGAUUGGUCAGAGGAUGGAUUUCUAUGCCCUGCUCCAUUCUUGUGCCUUAUUGGCUGUCUUGUCACGGAGACGCAGGAAGGCUAUUGGAGAGGUGUGGCCUAAAUACUGCUGCUUUACAGCGGGGCUCAUGGUGCUGCAGUACCUGCUCUGCAUCGGCAUCCCACCUGCUUUCUGUGUUGAUUACCCCUGGAGAACUGCAGCUCAACCUUUGACCUCUAAUGUCAUUAAGUGGUUUUAUCUUCCUGACUUCGCCAUGAGACCCAAUCCUUCAUUCAUAUUCUAUGACCACCUCCUGUUGCUGUGCUCGUCUCUGCAGUGGCAGGUGUUUGAGGAGGAGAACCGCGCAGCGGUGCGACUGCUGGCUGGAGACAACGUUGAGAUCAGCCGCAGUCUGGAUCCUUGUUCCUUCAACCAGUUCAUACCUGUUGAUAACUUCCUUCACUGCAGGUGCUACCUUGACAUGGUGAAGGUGUUUGUGUUCAGCUAUUUCUUCUGGCUGGUGCUGUGCCUCAUAUUCAUCACUGGCACCACUCGGAUCAACAUUUUCUGUCUGGGUUACCUUGUGGCCUGUUUCUACUUCAUGUUGUUUGGAGGCAGCGUGCUGAUGCAGCCCGUCAGAUACAUCCUGCGUCUGUGGGACUGGCUCAUCGGUUACACCUGCUUUGUGAUCGCCAUGAAGAACCUGCUGUCUCUCGGUUCUUGUGCCUACCUGGACAGCCUGCUGAAGAAUGGCUGCUGGUUAAUUCAGGCCUUCAGUAUGUUUUGCACCAUCAAAGGCUACGACGUCCCUGAUCCUGAUGAUGAGUGUGAGCUGCCGGAGGGCGAGGCCGGCAUCGUCUGGGAUGCGAUCUGUUUCACUGUCCUCCUGGCACAGAGGAGGGUCUUCCUCAGCUACUACUUCCUCUAUGUGGUGUCUGACCUUAAGUCUUCUAAGAUACUGGCCUCCAGGGGUGCUGAGCUGUUUGAAGCCAAGGUGAAGAAACUCGUAGCAGCCAGACUGGAAAUGGAGAAGAAAUCUGUGGAGACGCUGAAGAAACAGAUGGAAAAGAUCAAAUCUAAACAGAAGAGUCGGCCCGCACCAGCAGGUGAACCAGGACCUCCUGCUGAUCAGGAGCAGGUGACACUGGGUAACACAGGUGAUGAUGAGAAGGCAAAGAGAGACGCAGGAAAAUGGUGGAAGCCUUGGGUCUCUAAGCCUGGAGUGGAAAACAACUGUGGCUACCACCUGUUUGAAAGUGACAGUGAGGAGGAAGAGGAAGAGGUUGCAGAGAAGAAAGAGGAGGAGGAACCACCAAAGAAGAAAUCUGCUUUCCAGCUGGCCUAUGAAGCCUGGGUCACCAGCUCUAAGACAGCUCUGAAGGACCUGAAAAAGGAGAAGAAGAAAAGAAAGGAAGAAGAGAAGAAGAGAGAAAAGAGAGAGCUGCAGAGACAGCAGGGUAUUGAUAGAACCGACUCUAGUGAGGAUGAACUGGAGGAAAGCAUUGUGGAGGAAGUAGUAGAAGAAAAAGAAAACAUCCUGCAGCGCGUCGUCAGCACCCUGAAGUUCAGCUGGGUGUUUGUUCAGUCUCUUCUUGACGACCUGACGGAGGGUUUGAACUCGUUCUGCAAAGACAACCUGGACAUUUCCAAAGUGCUGCGCUUCGAGCGAGCGUUACUCAACCAGCAGCAAAAGAAGGGCAAAGAGGUGAGCCAGGAGAGUGUAAAGCAGUUUUAUGAGAACUGGAUAUCCCGUCAGAACACGCUGUCGUCUCAGGAUGACCUAGAUGACUCCUUGCCUCCUCCCUCCUCACCACCCUCUGUCCCCUCCUCACGCCAUGCCUAUGCCAAGCUGAAGAACCAAGCCUCCAAAGUAUCCUGGGCCAGCAGCGUUUCCAGCUGUAUGACAGAUGAGACAAUGCUGGUCUCACGGCAGCCGACCCAGGAGGAGCUGGACGAGCCUCCUGUUGUGUCGCCUGCUGCCAACCAGCUCAGACGGAGGCUCCUGAAAACAACCAACAUUGACCUGACCUCCUUUGACACUGAUGAACUUUCACCAAGCAGUGAAGAUGGCACCCCUCAAAUGGAGGAUCACCAACAAGAAGAGGAUGGCAGGGAGGACCCAGAGAGUGAGAGGAAACCUGAGCAAGAACAAGAGGAGGCAGAGGAGGAGGAGGAGGAGGAGAGGGACAAGGAAGAGCAGCAGGAAGAGGAUCAUGAGGUCGAGAGAGAGGAGGUGGACGAGGGACAACUGCAGAAAGAAGAAGAUGAUGAACUAGCUGAAGAUCCAGAAUGCAUCUCUCUGGGUUUCAGGGAGAGUGAUGGAGAGAAAAGUCUCGACCUCCCGGAAUCUCCCAGGCCUCUGAGUCAGGAAACGAGAAACCUCACUGCCAGCGAGCUGCUGCUAAACAAUAUGUUUGAAAAUGACGAGAUCUCAGAGUCCGAUAAGUUUUUCAGGAUGUUGCCAAGGCCACUGAAGCUGCUGUUCGCCCUCUACAACACCAUGGUGUCCAAGUCAGAGAUGCUGUGCUAUUUUGUAAUCAUCCUCAACCACAUCGUGUCGGCUUCGCUCCUCUCCCUCAUCUUACCGAUUCUCAUCUUCCUCUGGGCCAUGCUGUCUGUGCCCCGGCCGACCAAACGCUUCUGGAUGACCGCUAUAAUCUACACAGAGCUGACUGUUGUGGUGAAGUACUUUUUCCAGUUUGGUUUCUUCCCCUGGACCACCUCGGCCUACCGAGGCAUCAACGCUGACCGGCCCUUUGCCCUGCCCAACAUCAUCGGGGUGGAGAAGAAAGACGGCUAUGUCCUCUUUGACCUCAUUCAGCUGCUCGCGCUGUUCUUCCACCGGUCUAUCCUCAAGUGCCAUGGACUGUGGGACAACAAGGAGGUUGAGAUGCCUGACUUCUUCAAGAAGCUGAAGAAGAAAGUGGACAAGAAGAAGAUGACAGGUGGAGAUAAGAUGGGCAGCAAAGACAAACAAGAGAAAAUUUCACGCCGGCUGAAGUUCCUCCCUCUCCACGCCUCCACCACCUCCAUAUUCUGUAGACGAAAGAGAGGCGACUCUGCGGGAUCUGAUACUGAGAUGAAGCCCAAGAAGCAGCACAGCAAGAAGAAGAGACGGCAGCGAAACAAAGUUCCACUGACCAGGAAGCAGAGGAUCAGACAGCAGAUCAGAGAGAGGAUGCUACAGGCCAAAGCCACCAUUAUAGAAGUCGCCCUUCACAUCUACUUACCCAUAAGGCAGUUUUUCUAUGACAUCAUCCACCCAGAUUACAGUCCUGUGUGUGACGUCUACGCCCUCAUGUUUCUCAUCGACGUUGUCAACUUCAUUGUCACCAUAUAUGGAUACUGGGCUUUUGGGAAAUAUUCUGCAGCAGCCGACAUCACAGAGUCCCUGUCGGAGGAUCAGGUCCCAGAGGCCUUCCUGGUCAUGCUGCUCAUCCAGUUCGGUACCAUGAUAGUGGACCGGGCUCUCUACCUGAAGAAGUCCCUCCUGGGAAAGUGUGUUUUCCAGGUGGUUCUGGUGUUCGGCAUACACUUCUGGAUGUUCUUCAUCCUCCCCGGGGUCACUGAGAGGAGGUUCAACAGGAACCCUGUCGCUCAGCUCUGGUACUUUGUAAAAUGCAUCUACUUCGGCCUGUCUGCCUACCAGAUCAAAUGUGGUUACCCAAACCGCAUCCUGGGCAACUUCCUCACCAAGCAUUACAAUUACCUAAACCUCUUCCUCUUCCAAGGGUUUCGUUUGGUUCCCUUCCUGACGGAGUUGAGGGCAGUGAUGGAUUGGGUUUGGACCGACACCACUCUGUCUCUGUCCAGUUGGAUUUGUGUUGAAGACAUCUAUGCAAACAUAUUCAUCCUCAAGUGCUGGAGGGAGUCGGAGAAAAAAUAUCCCCACCCUCCAGGCCAGAAGAAGAAGAAGGUGGUGAAAUACGGGAUGGGGGGAUUCAUCAUCUUUGCUCUUAUCAGCAUCAUCUGGUUCCCACUCCUCUUCAUGUCACUGGUCCAAUCUGCAGCCGGAGUGACCAAUCAGCCGGUGGACGUCUCCAUCCAGCUCAGCAUCGCAGGAUACGAGCCUCUGUUCACCAUGAGCGCCCAGGAGCAGAACUUGGUUCCUUACACAGAAGCUAGGUUCAACCGACUCACCAAGGUCUACGCCACUCAUCCUUCUGCUAUGCAGUUCAUAAUGAACUACUUUGCAGAGGACAUUGUUGUCGCUAAGAUCAAAAGUGAUGCUAGUCUGCUGUGGAGCAUCAGCCCAGCCAGUCGAGCGGCCAUGAUACAGGAGCUCAGCAACUCCUCUCACAUAUACAUGACCUUACGCUGGACACUGCUCAGGAAUGCGUCCAUAUCAAUGAAUGCAGAGACGGUGGGAGAACACACUGUGAAGUUUGAGGACAAGGCCUUGAGGGAAGGGAUCGUCAGCAUGCUUCAAGGCAGCAGCAGCAAACCUGUGAUUAUUAACUCUCUGCUGCCAAAGUUCAUCAGGGGUCCCAAAGGACCAGAGUCCAAAAUGGCAACCAGGAUGAAAGUAGACCUCUCAGAUCGCCCAGACCUCCAUUCACUGGCUUUCUUCAGGCCCAUGUCAAUCAAACUUCAACAGGUCAACAGGACAUCGGAGAAAGACCCAGACCAGUGGUGGGUGGUGGAGGAGUGCUCCCCGGUUCUCACCUCCUCUGAGCUCAAGUGUCACAGCAUAGAGAUAGUGGUAUUCAAUGAUAAAGUCAGCCCCUCCAGUCUGGGCUUUCUGGCCGGACACGGCAUCGUAGGUCUGUACAUGUCAGUGGUGCUGGUCAUCGGGAAAUUCGUCAGGGAGUUCUUCAACGGGAUCUCCAGGUCCAUCAUGUUUGAAGAGCUGCCAUGUGUGGACCGGGUCCUGAAGCUCUGCACGGACAUUUUCGUGGUCCGGGAGACUGGAGAGAUGGAGCUGGAGGAGACGCUAUUUGAGAAACUCAUCUUCCUCUACCGAUCGCCGGAGACCAUGAUUAAGAUGACCAGAGAGAAGAAAGACAGCUAGGGUUUGGCAACAUACGUUAGUGCGGGAAGUCGAGGGUGCAGUGCCACAUCGCAUCACAUUACAGAGCAAAUAAAACUUGGUGCAGUAGUUAAAAGUAAUUUCAACAUGAAUGUAGUUUAAGCUAGGUCACUGGGAAAAGGGUUAACUUGUGAUUUAAAAACAAUCCAGCCAUCAUCAAGAACCCUGAACAAGGGAAGAGGGGUUUUUUUCACCAUGGCUCAGUGAAUCAUGGCUUAUUUGUUUAAAUGUGGAUCUGCCAAUAUUUUCCAUUACAAGCAUUCAUACUGACAAUAACUUUUCCUGAUAUGAUGAUUAGAAAUUCCAAGAGGUUGCUAAUGUUGGAUUCAGACGUCUGAAAUUUAUGUUAGUUCAUUUACUCACACUUGUGUUCAGUUCUCUGCAAAAAGCAAAAAAAAAAAGAGGGUCAUUUUCUUUUAAAGUCUUUGUUCCAGGCAAAUAAUGAUACAAUACUAGAAGGCACUUAAUUGUAAUACCAAUUUAUCUGGGCUGCAGUUAAAUGAAUCAAGUGCCUGCUACUUAUUUGCUAUUAAUGUAGUUUUCGGUCCACUUGAUAAUGCAUGCAUUUCUUAUUUUGAUUCAGUUUUUACUGAUGUCAAGUUCACACAACAUCCUACUCCUUGAUUUACAGUUUCAGGAACAACAAUAUUUCAACAAACCCUUGAUUUACUCAUGGAUCAACACACACAUACCUCUGUAAAUACCAUGUUUAUGUGUAUGUCUACUUAGACUACUGCACUGAUUUAUUUAUAUCAAAAUAAAAAUUGUAGUUACAGAUAAAAAAAAAUGUCUCAGUGUCUCAGUCUGCAAAUACGAUAUUCACCAACAGGACAAGAAUACAAGGAAACAAAAUGUAUUUCCGGUAUUCAUCUUUAAUACAAUUUUAAUUACAAAUGAAAGGAGAAAAAACAGCUAUUUCAUUCUGUUCAGGUCCCCAGUCCAACAACGCAUCUUGAUGUCAUCCAUCUUUCUUGCCCUUCUCCAUGGUGUGCGAGACAGGACAGUUACAAGACC
Messenger RNA from Lates calcarifer (barramundi perch), 9487 nucleotides. Its product is annotated as piezo-type mechanosensitive ion channel component 2. The record is from RefSeq and is a predicted model, not a curated record. Lineage: Eukaryota; Metazoa; Chordata; Actinopteri; Centropomidae.